This is a messenger RNA of Conger conger (European conger), 2670 nucleotides long. It is a transcript of the gene shfl, whose product is annotated as shiftless antiviral inhibitor of ribosomal frameshifting. Lineage: Eukaryota; Metazoa; Chordata; Actinopteri; Anguilliformes; Congridae. The transcript has 9 exons. Gene Ontology annotation, molecular function: sequence-specific mRNA binding; ribosome binding. The record is from RefSeq and is a predicted model, not a curated record. Gene Ontology annotation, biological process: viral translational frameshifting; innate immune response. Bases 168 to 1148 code for a protein of 326 amino acids.
UUAAUAUCAAACUGAAAGCAACUUCAGCAAUCCAGAUGCAAAACGGACGUAGAAGAGAAGGCAGGAAAUAAAACCGCCGUCAUCUGCUCUGCUACGUUUUCCAAAUUAACACUUGAAAAUAGCCUAGCAUUUCACUGCAGUGUGCAGUAGAAAAUAUAUUCGAGAUAAUGUAUCGACAGCGGGAUGAGAUUGAGCUGGAGAAGAGUGUAAGGCGAUUGAGAGAGAAGUUCCACGGAAAGAUUCCGAUCGACAAGGCUACUGUGCUCAUGCAUCGCUAUUGUAACAACCACCAGCUUGCGGCUAAGGACAUCAUUCUGAUGAAAGACAGAGACCUGGAUGAGGAGGACCGAAGAAGCCUGACUGAUGCUGCCGUUAGGAAUGUAGUGGCGAGACUGGAGGCUGAGGAGAAAGAACUGGCCUCACACCCCCGGCCACGCCCGCAGCCUGGUCCUGGCAGUGGAAGACCGAUACAGGCGGACAGAGAAAUUCAGGAUCUGGCGGCGCAGCUGAAGACGUUGCCGCUGACGCAGGAGAACCUGCGCAUGUUUGACCAGGCGCAGCACAGCCACACACCCUCGGAGCUGCACCAGUUCGCCUGCCAGGCCUGCGACACGGACUGGUGGCGUAGAGUUCCCCAGAGGAAGAGGGUGUCCCGCUGUCGAAGGUGCAAAAGGAAGUAUGAUCCAGUCCCAGCUCACAAAAUGUGGGGAAUUGCUGAGUUCCACUGUCUCACCUGUCAGCGAGUCUUCAGGGGAUUUGGCUGUAUGGACGUGGGGUCUCCCUGCUACUCCUGCCGGUCCCUUGUCAUACCAUUGCGGAUCCUGCCCCCCCGUCGGAGACAGACUGGUGUUGGGCCUGGGAGGCAGAACCCCCAUAGUUGUCUGGCUGAGGACUGCUAUAACCGUCAGGAACCCCAUGUCCCUGGGACAGAGUGCGUUCACCCCCGCAGCAGGCAGAGGAACAGCAAGCCGCGCGUAGUGAACCCCAGCCCCGCCCACGUCAGCACGGGCUCCACGGUCAACACCUGUCUCAGCCAGGCCAGCAUCCUGGACAUCGACGAGCUCAUUCUGGAGGACAUCAAGGAGGAGGAAGAGGAGGAGGAUGACGAGGACCCACGUGGCAGCUAUAGUGACAGCAGCUCAAACUAAGGCGGUCCUGAGCCAAUCAGACUCCAGGGUCACUGUAUCAAUGUGAAUACAGGAGGCGUGCACCAAUCAGAGGACAGGACCAAGGUGGUUUAAAAAGCUGGGAGUUCUGCCUGAUGGUCAGUGUGUGCACAUAGAGCUCCUCCUUCAGGUGGACUGCAGUCGGGUCCUCAGGCUGCACAGAGCCCUUUCCUUUCAUGUUGUUUUGCACCCUGCCUGCACAUUGUAGGCAUUCGUAUAAGACGAAACUUUUCCAGUUUACGCAUCCUUAAUAUUGUGACCAAUAUAAUUGAGCAUUCAGUUAUUUAUUUUGUAAUAAAUAACCUUGUGUCUUAAGACUGCUACUGCUGUGUUCAUGCAAACAGCACGGUGAGCUGUGUGCCUUUGUUCUUAUUACUCCCCAAGUAGUCGCCUUGAGACGUCGAUCACAGUCUUCCACUCAGGCCUCUGACCGACAUUCACGUUCACUCGAAACCAGGGUCAAACUCCAGUCCUCGAGGGCUGCAGUGUCUUUUCAAUCAGCAGCCAAUUAAGGCCUUGAGAACAAGACUUAAAAAUGUAUCUCUGGUGCUGAAACACACCAAAUCCGGCAGAAACUGCGGCCCUCCAGGACUGGAGCUUGACACCUCUGCUCUAAACUUUGCAGUGCAUUGUUGGAAAACCAACACCUUUCCUUGCUUGUCUCUCCGAUUGACUCCUUCCCAUCUCUCAGUCUCAAUUUGACUGGCUCCUCUCCACCCGCACGUUUCCCCGAGAGCUCAUUACAUCACAAUUCCACUCUGAGGAAGGGAGAGCAAGAGAGAGGAGAGGGGAAAAUGAAGGGAGAUGGAGACAGGUUGAGGGAGGGAGUGAGAGAAAGACAACAUAAAAAGAGAGCUUGGGUGAGCAUUUAUGGGUUUGCCAUGAUGGGAGAGGAGUGAGACCGCAGCAGUGUGAUGGUGUGAGUGCAGAACUAUGGGGGUUUGGAGACACAGGAGUCCUGCUCUGGUAGAUGCCUCCGUGUCAUCAGGUCUCUGAACACCUCAGCUGUUCGUCCGUCAGCGCGACUAAACUAAGAACUGCUAUGGAAAGGGCACUCCCCUCCACUGCCUUCCUGUGAGUGAAUGCUCCGCCUGCCCACAUCUUCAGUCCUUAAUAACCCAGCUGUUUCCACGCCACAGACAAGCCCAGGCAUGUAAAAACGUCCCUGGGGAGCAGCGUUUCAUUGUGGUCACUUUCUAAGUAGGAUGUCCUCAAAGUAUCAACUCUCCUACGAUUAGCGCAACACCACACAUUUAUGGAGUAAAAUUCACACAAUUCCAUACACAGCCAACCUUCAAUUUGGUAGGGUCUAUGCCACGCGUGUGCGUGACUUAUUACAGCACUGUAUUUUAAAAGGAAGCUUUAUUACACUUGCAGUCAGUGAGUUACAGUCAAUCGUUUGUAUCUAUAUUGGAGUUCAUCAGACCGUAACUCUAAAUGGUAACCUACUAUGCACUGUCUUUCAUAUUGUGCUGAAUAAAAACAUCUGGUAAAUAAAUGCAAA